Molecule: messenger RNA, 3204 nt
Organism: Morchella sextelata
Lineage: Eukaryota; Fungi; Ascomycota; Pezizomycetes; Pezizales; Morchellaceae
Exons: 5
Coding region: 1-3204 (1067 amino acids)
Source: RefSeq, a predicted model, not a curated record
AUGACGAUGGCCGCCAGCUCGCCCGCCGUAGCAGAGACGGCAGCAGUACCACAACGCGGCUUUUCGUUCCGACGGGCAUCACGGCGCUUGUCAUUGUCCAAAACGAAAGCACCCGCUCCUCCGCCUGAAUCCCGUGACUUCGUGAAGGAAAUCCCCACAGCUAUCAUAACCACAAAUGAAAAUCCCUUCGAACAGUCCGAGAAGCCAUCGUCCACGCCCCUGACCACCCUCGACGAAUUGGUGGCAGAUACCCCAUCUCUACAACCUUCUGCCACGUUUGAAGUCGAUACCUCCACAGAAAAGGGACAACCGCGAAUUACGAUAUCAACAUUUCUUAAGUCCCCCGAUGUCAUAAAAGACACAUCAUAUCAGCAUCCCGCUUUAUCAUCUUCCAGUUCGGCGCCGGAUCUCCUAGAUCUAAACACCCGUCCAGUUUCUGAGACGUUCCGCCGUUCUUGGAGCUCUCCUAGUGUUUCCAGAUCAACAUCUCCAGGUAGCCGGGAUGGGAGGAAUAGCAGGGAUGAGGAGGAAUAUGUGACAGGAAGCUCUGUAUCUUCCUCAAGCCCCACCAACUCGGGUGAGCAGGAUGAAUUCAAUUCCGACAAAAACGAGCUUCCCGUUAGGCCAGGGUUGUCCCGGACGCCAAGUACAAUGAGUAAAGUGACAAGGAGACCAUUGAGUGUGUUUAUGAAAUCUUCUGCAUCUGAGCCUUCUAUACCUAUUAUGGCGGAGAAGGCUGGAAUCAACAAAAAGGUUAAAGAUGAAAUUUUCGAAGCUUUCAGAUUACUUGAGAAUGACUUUCAGAGAUUCCAAAGUAAAUCUAGCGUCCAGAAGGCAAACGUUCUCCGACAAUCUCUUUUGCCCUUUCUGCGCAAGUAUCAUCAACAAUCUUCAGUAAAUAUCUCUCCCGAUGAGCUUGAUAAAAGAGUGCGCUCUUUGCACCGCUGGUGGACUGGACUUCUUGCUCAACUCCGGAACCGCAACUCUCAAGCCAUUGCCGGGGCCGACAGGCCAGCGUAUCUCGAGGGAAUCUCCGGUUUAAUGUCUCGCCCUGAGUGGCGAGCUGCCCCUUCAUCAUUUGCACCCUUGUCGCUGAAAUGUCCUUCAAGUUCGAAAUCACAGUCCACAUCAUCCUUGGCUUCUACAUCUUCUGCUUAUUCGGUCCAAAAAUCAGUCCAACAUAACAUCAAAGUCCUUUUCACACGCACCCUAUUUGAUACUCUAGCCUACACUGUUGAGAAGAUGGGUCUGAGAACUGUCCCUCCGAGUUUGGUAGCAUUUGGCGGGAAAGUUUUGGCCUACGCCUUUUAUUUCUGCUCCGGUGUUGCGGAAAUGUUAAUACGUCUUUUGGGAAUUCAAGCUGCUACUGUGAGAAGGGUUUUACCAGAGUUCGGAGUCGGGAGAGGUAUCAAUCUCAGCGGAGUUGCAGAGGGUAUAAUCGCAGAUUUUCCAGAGACUCUGCAAUCAUUGGGUUUUACCACAUUAGCAUCCACCUUACGGCAAAUGAAACAACCAACAAAGCUGCCAAUUGGAGGGAGUCAGGUUGACUGGUACGGACCCUGGACAAAUCGUUGGUGUGGGCGCGACUCGGAUUUGCUUUUCGUCUUUUUAAAAUACUAUCACAUCCUCCUGUGCGACUAUUUGCCGCCAAACAUCUCAGCGACUGCCCGAAUUGCCGCUCCAGGCUAUGUUCUGGUACAUGCUCAUAUUUUGUCGAUUCUCGAUACGACCAUUCAUCGGAAACCGGCAUCCGGACCAGAACCAUCAGCCUCGACAACUUUCGAGGAUAUGCUUGCGAAUGCCACAGCUGCGAUUCCAAUGACUGCUCGAAAUAUUCUGCGCACAAUGGCCGAGAACAAGAUGGUUGUGCUUUUACGUGACAUGGUGACGGAUAAAACGAAUUGUUCAGACAAAUGUCGCGAGCUAUAUGCAGAAUCAUUCAUGGGUAUGCUUAAGGCAGCGGUAAAAAAAACAAGAGUGUUCGAUGCAGAUGCGUGCUUUACUUUAUGUGACCUCAUGGAGGAAGUUUUGCCAAUAUUCUCGCAAGCCGAAAUGAUCUCUGGUGCACAAAUGGUCGAUUGGCCGUUCUGGAUGGACGUUGUGAAACAAAUGUCAGAAAGUCAUAAUAACAUGACUGAGCUACGUUUAGUGGCAUUUGUUUACACAUCGUGGGAUGUCAUUGUGGAGGAUGAAGAGCGAAAGCGGGCUCUCUGCCUUGAGUGGCUGUUAUCUAAACCAACGUGGGAGAGAUUUUUCUGCCAUUGGUGUCCAAUGGUGAGAGCAUAUUUCAUGAGGCUAGUCUGCUGGAGGCUGGCAAGAUGCGAAGGGAGUGAAAGUGCGCUAGAUCAGGAGAUUUUGGAGACUUUGCUACUCAGACUAAGAAUAAGCUAUGCUCAUUACCAGCGUUUGAGAGACACGGCAGAAAUGAAAAACGGGGCAUUGCCAUCUACUGCACCUUGUCUUCCGGCGCCUUGUCGUCGACUUGUUAUCCUUCGCAAUGAUAUCAUGACCACUCCUCAGGGUGUGCUACUUGAUGGGAUCAUUCCGACUGCUAUCCCGAUUUUAAACCCGGAGCCGGCGAAGCGGUCUAAUUCCUCGACUUCUUCGGUGUCAUCUGCUAUAAGUGAUGCACAAUCGGUCCUUUCAGAUACAUCGACCGAAACAACGCAAUCAACGGAAACAGUCAUAUCCACGUUCAGUAGGAGAUGGAGCCAGAUACGAAAUGUCAUUGGCUUUCGUUCGGCAGCUACUCAAUCAGAAUCUACACCUGAACCAACUUCACCCGAGACCCCACCCUUUAGGAAAAGAACCUCUAGCCUUACAUCCACAAAUGUUAGUCCUAAGCGUGAAACCACACCACCGAAACUACCAGUCCCACAAAAGAAAACGACUUUCAAAUUCUCAAUAGAGUGGAUGGAGAGGCCUCCAUAUGGAAACCGAGAUCGGAAGUUGGGACUUCCCAGGUUACCAGCACCAGCCCAAACAUUCCUUGAUUCAAAUUCGAAAAAGUCCUUUGAAAUCGAUAUGUCCGGAUGCCACUCUUAUGGAAGCCAGUGGACGUAUGCUGGGCGUGCUUUAGCGGAAUGGAUACUGGUGGUAGUCGAAUAUGAAAAUUUCUUUGAGAGACGAAAAAUGGAAGGUAAAGAGUGUGACAAGGAUGUAGAGACGCCGAGUCUCGGAGUUGAUUCUGCGCGAAAAUUCUAG